AGCUGUCAAAACCCACAAACUGCAUUCUGUGUGCGUGUAACUUCGUUGAUGGUCCAUUUUUUUUGUACUGAGUGGCAGUGAAAUACUUGAAAAAUCAUAGCGGCUUUUCGGUUUUCCCCUAGGAAAUAGUCUGAUUUUUGCAUCAAAAAUCGAAAUGAAGCGAAAUCUACUGUCGCUGGCAGUGUUUGCCGCGGUCAUUUUCUGCGUUCAGUCGGCCAUCGACGUGGAAAUCGAAAACAAAAAUGUUGACCGCACCAUCGAUCUCACAUCGCAGUUGGUGAAAAUCAGCUACAAAAUUACGCUGGAACACAAGGCAAAGAAACCGAUCAGCAGCUAUCUUUUUAUGGUUCCUGCGGAGGAACGCGAGCGGAUGGCAUUCAUUUCCGCCAAAGAUUCCUCGAAGAAAGAUCUCAAAUUGACGGAAACGGCCUCGCCCAAGGGGGUGACUUUUUCGAUGACUUUGCCGGCCGGAACGACCAAUCCUCCGGUUGUUUACAUUGAGACCGUUUUCACCAAGUCGCUGAAACCGUAUCCCACUGCGAUCGCUCAGACGGAGCGCCAGCUGGUGCAGUACUUCGGGAACGUUUACUUCUACUCGCCGUUCAAGACCCAGACCCAGAAGACCACGGUUCACCUGAGCUCACGGAACGUCGAAAGCUUCACCCAGUUCAAACCGGUCGUUCACUCCGACACCACAAUUACCUACGGACCGUACGAUAAUGUUGCCGCUUUCUCCACGGAACCGAUGACCAUCCAUUUCGAGAACUACACACCGUUUUUGACCGUCACAAAGUUGGAACGCGUAAUCGAAGUCUCGCACUGGGGUAACAUCGCCGUCGAAGAAACCAUCGAUAUCGUCCAUUCUGGAGCCGCCCUGAAGGGUUCGUUCUCGCGUUACGACUACCAAAAGGAUUCCCGCUCGAAUCAAGCCUGUGUCAAGUCCUACAAGACCCUGCUACCGGCUGCGGCCACCGGAGUUUACUACCGUGACACCAAUGGUAACAUUUCCACCUCGGCCAUGCGUGUGCUGAAAGAUUCCGUCGAGCUGGAUUUGCGUCCCCGUUUCCCCUUGUUCGGAGGCUGGAAGACCCACUACACUCUAGGCUAUAAUGUGCCCAGCUUCGAAUAUCUGUUCCAGAAUGGAGACAACUAUCUGCUCAAGAUGCGUGUCUUGGAUCACGUGUUUGAUGACAUGGUCGUCGAUGAGGUCACCACGAAAAUUAUCCUCCCGGAAGGGUCCACCAAUAUCAAACUGAUCGCUCCAUAUACGGUAACUCGGCAUCCCGAUUCUCUACACUACACCUAUUUGGAUACCUUUGGUCGCCCAGUGAUCUCGUUCAGUAAGAAAAACGUCGUUGAAAAUCACAUCACCGAUUUCAACCUGAAGUACAACUUCAGCCGAGUGAUGAUGCUCCAGGAGCCACUGCUGGUAGUUGGCUUCCUCUAUAUCCUCUUUGUGCUGGUCAUCAUCUGGAUGCGGCUAGAUUUUUCCAUCAUCAAGGAGAAGGAACACCUUCACAAAGACUAAAAAGGCGCGAGCAGUAAGUAGUUCUUCUAAUACGCUAUUCCAUGAAACGAAUAUUCAAUCGAGUAGGGUUAGUAGUUCGGUUUUUUCAGAAAUAUUCGUACCAUUUCCUAAUUUUAUAAAUCACAAAUCUCACAUUGGUACCAAAAUACUGAAGACAGCAGAGCAUUAGGACGAAGUAGCUCGCUUUUCUAGUACACAACGCGUUGAGCAUCGUCCUUACGGCAAGUCAGUAGCAACAAAUAUGCAUUUAGGUCACUUACUAAUAGUUGCUCAUCAAAGCACAACUUUCCAGUGGAUCAUGAGUUGGAACAUUCUGAUAGUUUUGUUUUAAUUCGUUGCUUGAUAAAUAGCAAAUAAUAACACGAAUUGUUUGAGAACGAGUAACUUCAUUGCUACCUAAUAAAGUUUGUGAGUCCAAAACAA
Aedes aegypti (yellow fever mosquito) is the source of this 1951-nucleotide messenger RNA. Its product is annotated as dolichyl-diphosphooligosaccharide--protein glycosyltransferase subunit 1. The record is from RefSeq and is a predicted model, not a curated record. Gene Ontology annotation, cellular component: oligosaccharyltransferase complex; membrane. The transcript has 2 exons. Bases 155 to 1528 code for a protein of 457 amino acids. Lineage: Eukaryota; Metazoa; Arthropoda; Insecta; Diptera; Culicidae.